Messenger RNA from Phacochoerus africanus (Common warthog), 4328 nucleotides. RefSeq names its product cyclin G associated kinase (gene GAK). NCBI's taxonomy places the organism in Eukaryota, Metazoa, Chordata, Mammalia, Artiodactyla, Suidae. The transcript is spliced from 26 exons. Gene Ontology annotation, cellular component: cytoplasm. Gene Ontology annotation, biological process: positive regulation of Notch signaling pathway; regulation of clathrin-dependent endocytosis; protein phosphorylation. The coding region runs from base 16 to 3951 and encodes 1311 amino acids. Gene Ontology annotation, molecular function: AP-2 adaptor complex binding; ATP binding; protein serine/threonine kinase activity. The record is from RefSeq and is a predicted model, not a curated record.
UUCACUCUCGGGGUGAUGGUAAGAGAUUCCCUAGCGUUGGGCCUGGAGGCGUCGUUCUGCCCAGAGGUCUCCGAGCCCGGGACAGCCCCUUGCCUCUGUCCUUCCAUCUGCCCCUUUGGACCUUCUGCGGCCCGCAGGGCCCCUCGCCAGGCCUGGCUCCUGCCGGCCUCCAUGUGGCCUCUCGUCAGCCCGUGUGUCCCUCUCGCCCUGCCCAGAGUGCUUGGGUCCCGGGCGUCCGUGCCCGGCCUCCUCUUCUCUGUCUCGAAGCUCUGUCCACUGCGAGCCUGCUGGCCUCCUGGGCCUCCUUGCCCUUCGCAUCUUCGCGUGCGCUGUGCCCUCGGCCUGCCGUCCUGCCGGCCUCUGGUCAGACUCAUGCAUUCUCCUUUAACAAGACACCUGCAGAAAAAACUUUCAGGCCACCCCAAUAUUGUCCAGUUUUGCUCUGCAGCGUCGAUAGGGAAGGAGGAAUCGGACACCGGGCAGGCCGAGUUCCUGCUGCUCACGGAGCUCUGCAAAGGGCAGCUGGUGGAAUUUUUAAAGAAAGUUGAGUCCAAAGGUCCACUCUCGUGCGAUACCGUCCUGAAGAUAUUCUAUCAGACGUGCCGGGCGGUGCAGCACAUGCACAAACAAAAGCCGCCCAUCAUCCACAGAGACCUCAAGGUUGAGAACCUCCUGCUGAGUAACCAGGGGACCAUCAAGCUGUGUGACUUCGGCAGCGCCACGACCAUAUCCCAUUACCCGGACUACAGCUGGAGCGCCCAGCAGCGGGCCCUGGUGGAGGAGGAGAUCACCAGGAACACGACGCCCAUGUACAGGACCCCGGAGAUCGUGGACUUGUACUCCAACUUCCCCAUCGGCGAGAAGCAGGACAUCUGGGCCCUGGGCUGCAUCCUGUAUCUGCUCUGCUUCCGGCAGCACCCGUUUGAAGACGGGGCAAAGCUGCGCAUCGUCAACGGGAAAUACGUGAUCCCUCCGGACGACACGCGCUACUCUGUGUUCCACGGCCUCAUCCGCUCCACGCUCAAGGUCAACCCGGAGGAGCGGCUGUCCGUCACAGAGCUGGUGAACCAGCUCCAGGAGAUCGCAGCCGCCCGGAACGUGAACCCCAAGUCGCCCAUCACCGAGCUCCUGGAGCAGAAUGGAGGCUGUGGGAGCGCAGCCCCUCCCACGGGCUCCGCGGGCAGCGGCUGCAGUGGAGGCCUGGCGGUGGCUGAGUACGACCAGCCCUACGGGGGGCUCCUGGACAUCCUGCGUGGGGGCACUGAGCGCCUCUUCACCAACAUCAAGGACACCUCCUCCAAGGUCAUCCAGUCCGUUGCCAGUUACGCGAAGGGAGAUCUGGACAUUUCUUACAUCACGUCCAGAAUCGCAGUGAUGUCCUUCCCGGCGGAAGGCGUGGAGUCGGCCAUCAAGAACAACGUAGAGGACGUGCGGCUGUUUCUGGACUCGAAGCACCCGGGCCGCUACACCGUCUACAACCUCUCCCCGAGGACGUACAGGCCCUCCAGGUUCCACAGCCGGGUCUCUGAGUGCGGCUGGGUGGCCCGGCGGGCUCCGAGCCUGCACAGCCUGUACAGCCUGUGCAGGAGCAUGCACGCGUGGCUCCGCCAGGACCCCAAGAACGUCUGCGUGGUGCACUGCAUGGACGGCAGAGCUGCAUCCGCCGUGGCCGUCUGCUCCUUCCUGUGCUUCUGCCGGCUCUUCAGCACCGCAGAGGCUGCCGUGUACAUGUUCAGCAUGAAGCGCUGUCCGCCCGGCAUCUGGCCGUCCCACAAGAGGUACAUCGAGUACGUGUGCGACAUGGUGGCGGAGGAGCCCAUCACGCCACACAGCAAGCCGGUCCUGGUCAAGGCCGUGGCCAUGACGCCAGUGCCGCUCUUCAGCAAGCAGAGGCACGGCUGCAGGCCCUUCUGCGAGGUCUACGUGGGGGACGAGCGCGUGGCCACCACGUCCCAGGAGUACGACAAGAUGAGGGACUUCAGAGUCGAGGAUGGCAAGGCGGUCAUCCCCCUGGACGUGGCGGUGCAGGGCGACGUGCUCGUCGUCAUCUACCACGCCAGGUCCACCCUGGGAGGGAGGCUGCAGGCCAAGGUGGCCUCCAUGAAGAUGUUUCAGAUCCAGUUCCACACGGGGUUCGUGCCUCGGAACGCAACCACUGUGAAGUUCGCAAAGUAUGACCUGGACGCCUGCGAUAUUCAGGAGAAGUUCCCGGACCUGUUCCAGGUGCACCUGGAGGUGGAGGUGGAGCCCAGAGACAGGCCCAGCCGCGAGGCGCCCCCCUGGGAGAGUACCAGCAUGCGGGGGCUGAACCCCAAAAUCCUGUUUUCCAGUCGGGAGGAGCAGCAGGACGUUCUGUCUAAGUUUGGGAAACCAGAGCUGCCCCGGCAGCCGGGCUCCACUGCGCAGUAUGAGGCCGAGGGCCCCGGGCCAGACCUGCCACACAGCAGCGCGGACGCCAACCACUUCCUGCACACACUGGACUGGCAGGAGGACAGGGACGCCACGACAGGCUCGGAAGGCCACCCGGCCAAAGAGGACCCGCCUGCUGCGGCCGAGGGUGGACGUGAGAGUGAGCCGUCUGACGAGGAGGCCACGACGCUCUCGGCCGAGAGUGGGGACACGGCUGAUGAGGACGCGCCGGGCCCGGCCGCGCCGCCAGAGGACAGCGUGGACCUCCUGGGGCUGCAUGCCGAGGCGGGGCCUGCCCCGUGCCCGCAGGCCCGCGGGGGGCCCCCCAGCAACGCGGACCUGCUCAGCUGCCUCCUGGGGGCCCCGCCGGCUGCUCCAGCGGGCGCCACAGGCGGUCUGCUGGAAGGGGACGCGUCCUUGCUCUUCUCCAGCCCAGCCCCUCCUCCCAGCGCUCCGACGGCGCCUCGCGAGGCUUCCGCCCCGGCUGCUGACCCGUUCGACCCUCUCCUGCUGCCGUCUGACCCAGUCUCCCAGCCCUGCUCCAGGCCUGACCUCUUUGGGGAAUUUCUGACCUCAGACUCUCCGGCUGGCCCUCCCGCGUCCUUCCCCUCCACCCACAGCGCCCCACCCCCGGCCUGCAGCUCCGACUUCCUGCGUCUGGGGGACCUGCCGACAGAGCCCAGCAGGGUGACGGCCUCCACCAGCCACCCAGAUCUGCUAGGAGGAUGGGACGCCUGGGCCGAGGCUUCGGCUUCCGCGUCGGCCACAGAAGGCCCCUUCUUCUCUCCCGGAGGCCAGCCGGCCCCUCCUGGCCCCCCGGCCAGCCAGCCCCAGUCUCAGAGCCAGGACCCGUUUGCUGACCUCGGUGACCUCAGCUCCAGCCUCCAAGGUUCGCCUGCUGCACCUGCUCCUGGGGGCUUUGGUCCCAAAACAGGACCCCCUCCCAAGGCCAGCGGCUCCUGGCAGACAAGUCGGCCCUCGGCCCAGGGCACCUCCUGGCAUCCCCAGGCCAGGCCACCCCCCAAAGCCAGUGCACAGCCAAGGCCCAACUACACGCCCGGCUUCAGCGUGAUCGGCAGCCGGGAGGAGAGGGGGGUCCGCGCCCCUGGCUUUGGUCCGAGGCCGCGGGUGUCAGAGAACGACUUUGAGGACCUGCUGUCCAGCCAGGGCUUCUCCUCCCGCGCCGACCGGAGGGGGCCGAGGACCGUGGCCGAGAUGAGGAGACAGGACCAGGCCCGAGACGCCGACCCGCUCAAGCUGAAGCUCCAGGACUGGACGGAGGGCAAGGAGAGGAACAUCCGCGCCCUGCUGUCCACGCUGCACACCGUGCUGUGGGACGGCGAGAGCCGCUGGACGCCCGUGGGCAUGGCCGACCUGGUGACGCCCGGCCAGGUGAAGAAGCAGUACCGCCGUGCCGUGCUAGUGGUCCACCCGGACAAGGCCCAGGGGCAGCCCUACGAGCAGCACGCCCGCCUGAUCUUCAUGGAGCUGAGCGACGCCUGGGCCGAGUUUGAGAGCCAGGGCUGCCGGCCCCUCUUCUGAGCCUGGGGGCCAGGGCUGCUGGGCCUCGUGGAGCCGGGAGCUGCUGGCUGGACCCUGGGGGCCGCCCCAUGGCCGUGGCGACGUGGGCGGCCCGGCUCCCCCCGGCCCCCAUGGCGCGCCCGUCGCGCUCGGUGAGAAGAGAAGCAUUCCAGCGCCUCCAGGCCUCCCCUUGUCCGCUGUGGUCCCUGAGGAGCCGUGUCGAUGCACGCUCUUGCCACGUGUCGCAGUCUGAUUUCUGCUCGGCGGCCGUCCCCUGGGGCGCGUCCCCUGCGCAGGUCGUGCUGCUCAGCUGUCCUCCCGAGUCCGUUUGUGCACGUCCAUGUACCUGCUGUAACCAGCCUGGUGGCACCUGUACAUAAUUAAACUAUUUUCUGACA